UAAUAAUAAUAUAAUAUAUGCCAUUUAGCAGACGCUUUUAUCCAAAGCGACUUACAGUCAUGUGUGCAUACAUUCUACGUAUGGGUGGUCCCGGGAAUCGAACCCACUACCCUGGCGUUACAAGCGCCAUGCUCUACCAACUGAGCUACAGAAGGACCACCAUCUAAAUGGAUUGAAGUGGAUUUAACAGGUGACAUCAAUAAGGGAUCAUAGCUUUCAUCCUGGCCAGUCUACUGUAUCAUGAAAAGAGCCGGUGUUCCUAAUAUUCUGUCCACUCAGUGUAUCUCUAGGUACAUUCUAAGGGAUCAUAGCUUUCAUCCUGGCCAGUCUACUGUAUCAUGAAAAGAGCCGGUGUUCCUAAUAUUCUGUCCACUCAGUGUAUCUCUAUAGGUACAUUCUAGAGAUGGGAGGUGGUAGAUUACAGACCGAGAGCACUAUCCACUAUAAUAGAUCGGCGCAGACACAGAUAUGCCAGGGCUUGUGCUAAUGUCACACAGAAAUGUUGCUGUAUCCUAAACCAUAUAUUUCCAUAUAAUACAUAGACAUUUCAGCAUGUUGUGUUCUUAUUUUUGUCGUCGGCAUAUUUUUUGUUAGGGAAUAUUACGGAUCUAUAUACCGUUGGCGUAUAUCUAUGGACCAGCCAACGUUAAGCGCACACGCAGACGUUCCGCUACAAUUUCCCCGAAGAUGGCGGCGAGCGGACGUGUUCACCUACUCUUACUGUUGAUGUCAGUGCCAUUCUGUCUGUGUACCGUUCAAGGAUUGAAAGCACCUAGCGGCAAUGGAAACGGACUCGGUAAUCCGCCAGCAAACCCUCCGGUUCCCGUUAAUAUUAUUGAAGCGCCCGGUCCAGUCCCAGUUGCGGCCAUGACGCAGCCUCGGAGGGCUACCGGGUGGAAGCUGGCGGAGGAGCAGUCCUGCCGGGACGACCUGACCCGGCUUUGUCCCAAACACACAUGGAGCAACAAUUUAGCUGUUCUGGAGUGUUUACAGGACAGAAAGGAGGAAACCGAGAUUGCUGUCGACUGCAACCAUUUGCUAUGGAACUACAAGCUGAACCUGACAAUGGAUCCCAAGUUUGAGUCUGUGGCCAUGGAGAUCUGCAAGAGUACUAUCACUGAGAUUAAGGAGUGUUCAGAGGAGGAGCGUGGUAAGGGUUACCUGGUGUCCUGCCUGGUGGAUCACCGUGGUAACAUCACAGAGUACCAGUGUCACCAGUACAUCACCAAGAUGACCUCUAUCGUCUUCUCAGACUACAGACUCAUCUGUGGCUUCAUGGACAAGUGUAGAGAGGACAUCAACACGCUACGCUGUGGAAGCAUCAACGUUGGAGAGAAGGACAUCCAUUCACAGGGUGAGGUCAUAGCGUGUCUGGAGAAAGCCUUAGUCCGAGAGGCGGAGCAACAGGACCAGGCUCAUCCAAUCAGAGAGGAGUGUAAGAAGAGCAUCAUGCGCGUAGCGGAGCUGUCGUCAGACGACUUCCACCUGGACAGAUUCCUGUACUUCUCCUGCCGAGAGGACCGAGAACGCUUCUGUGGAAACACCCAAGCAGGAGAGGGCAAGGUUUACAAGUGUCUCUUCAGCCACAAGUUUGAGGAGGCCAUGUCUGAGAAGUGUCGAGAGGCCCUGACCACGCGUCAGAAGCUGAUAACCCAGGACUACAAGGUUAGCUACUCUCUGACCAAGGCCUGCAGGGCUGACCUCAGGAAGCACCGCUGUAACCUGGACACCAACAUGCCCCGCGCUAGAGAGGCACGACUAUCAUAUCUGCUGCUAUGCCUGGAGUCUGCUGUACACAGGGGUGGGUGGAGGAGAGAGAGUGUGUGUGUACAUGUGUAUGAGGGGUGAUAAAUGC
Messenger RNA from Oncorhynchus keta (chum salmon), 1855 nucleotides. Its product is annotated as Golgi apparatus protein 1-like. The record is from RefSeq and is a predicted model, not a curated record. Gene Ontology annotation, molecular function: fibroblast growth factor binding. Gene Ontology annotation, cellular component: Golgi membrane. Bases 688 to 1848 code for a protein of 386 amino acids. The transcript has 7 exons. NCBI's taxonomy places the organism in Eukaryota, Metazoa, Chordata, Actinopteri, Salmoniformes, Salmonidae.